AUGGAUAGCCGGGUAGGGUUCACCAAGGCGUGGAAUCUCCUCAGGUUCCUGCUGGAUCCAGAGGAGACUAAAACAGCAUAUAGGCAAAAUGUCAACAAGAUAAUCAACGUCUACAAAGUGGCCGACUUCACGCAGCAACUCUCCAAGUUGCACUCCCGCCAUGCCGAGGAACUGCAACUGCUCGUCGAGGCAUUCCGGAAGCGGAACUCGGAAUUACGGAAGGAACGGCCUCCGUACCACAGUAGUCUCUUCAACUGUUGGGAAGUGCUUCUUCAGGAAGUGGAAGUAGACUCCCAGGUUCACGGUGACAUCUCACGCUGCCUAUCCCAGCACAUGGGCGUGAUGCUGCUGGAGAAGACCUUUCACCGAAAGGCGCAGUCGCGGAAGGUCUUCCUGCACCGGGAGAGCUUCGAGAACAUCCUCGUCAAGGCCGAAGAACUGCUCAACAAGUGCCAGGGCGAGUACGCCGAGGCGUACCGGACGCCGUCGCCGCUGAGUGCGUCCGAGGAGCAGGCGGCGCUGGCCGCCUACUACGACUGCCACAACGCGUACGUCCAGCAGCUGGCCGCCACCAACGGAAUGCUGGACGAGUACUACGGCUCCACGCUGCCCCGCCUGCUGGACGAGCUGCAGGACGUGUACUGCGACAUCAGCACCAUCAUCGCGCAGUCCAUGCUGGCCGCCUCGGAUGUCCUGGCAAACAAGGCCCGGGAGCAGGCGGACCACUACGAGGCAGUGGGAUCGUCGUGCCGCGCCGUGAAUGCGCGCAGCGACCUGGCUGGCUUCGUGCGGACGCUCUGCAGCACGGAUCCGCGCAACCCGACCGGAAGUGGCGUCAUCCCGGCCACGCCCCCUCGGCAUCCCUUCGUUCCACCCAGGGCCGACGAUGAAUCCGUAUCCUCAGGGGACUCUCAGUUGCAGCAGCCCACCCUCGGGGAGCAGGUGAUAGUGGACCGGCUGGCUUCGCUGUCGGUGUCUUCGCGUUCCGAGAGCCUACGGCAGGACGUGGCCCAGCUCGAGGUCCAGGUUCGACAGCAGCAGGACACACUCGACGCUCUGCUCAGGAUGCAGCAAAGAAGCUUGGAAUCAAGCCUUUACAACAAGGCCAAUGAACUUCAGGAGGACAUUAGUAUGAAAAGGUUUGAUCUCCAUGUGGCACAGAUUCACCUCGCAGCUGUCAAAGCCCAGUUCGCUCUGUUCCGGGGCAAGGAAGUAGAGGCGGACGCUGAGGAACGCAACUGCCGCGAACGCAAGGCGUCUACCGCGGUGCCGGCGGUCACCGGCACCAUCAAGAACAAGUGGCUCAAGGCAUUCCGAAGCCUCAAGACCAGCAGCGGGGCCUCGGACAAGCCUGAUGGGUCAGACCGGAAAGGAAGUCAUGCUGCUGGUGGCCCUGGUGGCGCAGGUGUGUCUUGGGACACGGGUCAGCACGUGUUCCAGGAGUACACGUACAAGAAGGUGACUGCGUGCGACGUGUGCCGCGAGAUUCUGCGCGGACACGUGCGCCAGGGGCUCAAGUGCAAGCUGUGCAAGUUCAACGUGCACGCGGAGUGCCAAGACAAGGCCAGUCGGUGCCAGCCCAAGCCCAGACUUCUUCGAAGACAGCGGUCAGCGUCCGAAAUUGAGACAAAGAUAAUCCCAGCUGAACCAGAGGAAGAAAGUCAUCCAAAAUCCCACCGUUCCCCGCAGAGACGCCCAGCGCGACGCCGGACUGCAGUGGACCCCAUCUACCAGCUGCUGAAGCAGGCGGGCGACCUGGGCGGAUCGUCCCGCCGGGAGCGCGGAGGAGGCGACACCCCCUCGGCGCUGUCCCGGCUCGUACCGGGCGCCGACCGGGACGGCGGAGGUAGCAGUAGCGUCUCGUCCAGCGCGGCGUCACUGCAACAGCGCCGGCCCCGCUCGAACGCAUCGUCCUCGGCCUCUUCCUCGUCCUCGCACAUGCUCUCCGUCUCCUCGCAUCAGCACCAUCCGUCGUCCUCUGCCCGUUGGAGACAGAUAGUAUCAGCACCUCACAGUCCCCAGCGCAAGAAGUUGUCUCUCCGAAUGAAGAGCCUCUCCCUGGACAGCCCUGAGUCGAACGAUCACGCUCAUCGUCGACGACAACUCACAGCUCCCCAGAGUCCGGUGCACGGUCGAAGGCAGCUCCUGAGCGCCAAGGCGGUGCGCAUGAGUUCGGUCGAUCUGCCCGACGACAACGAAAAGUCACUCAGCAGCGCCUCUACCUCGCCCUGCCCAUCCCCAAAACCCCAUCGCCUGCUACCUACCAACCUCUACGUAGUGCUGUACAACUUCAGGAGUCGACAUCAGGACGAGCUCGAUCUCAAGGCUGGUGAUACGGUGACUGUGAUCGACACCACAGACCCAGAUUGGUGGCAGGGCAAGUGCCUGGGCCGUGUGGGCUUUUUCCCGUCCAAGUACGUGGCCAAGCUCCAUCCGGGCGAACGGGCUCUGCAGGUGCUGCACUCAAUACAGGUCAUGGACGGGCAGGAACCCGUCAAGCUGCUGCGUGAUCAGAUCGUGAUCCAAGUGGCUGACGAGAUGGACGGCAAGGUGUUGGUGCGAACGGGACUCGGCGACAAGGCGCUGCCUUGCCCACUGAAGUACCUACAGGAAGUGUGAACCAUUUCCCUUCUGCCACACGCUUCCCCUCCACCGGAUAUAAUGGUGGCGGCAGCGCGGGAAGGAAGCGGGGACCUUCCGGGAAGCUACGCGAUUCACCAUCGGCGCCAACUUCCUUUUCUCCGUGCACUUCCUUCACGCAACCUCGGAAGCACCAUCUGCGGUCGUUCAAGCUCGGCGACACAGCAGGGGCAAAUCAUGACCGAACUGAUGGACGCAGUCGCCGUAGCCGAUCAGUGCGCACUUUGAAGGCAUCUUCUUCACUCUUCAGCUCUCUUUUGCUUCAUUUCCGGUUGUGUUUCAGUGCGACUUUCUUUCCCGUUUCCUGCAGCAUGGUGCGAGUGACCGUGAAAGCUUUGCUCGAAUAAGUCAUCAAGGGUUUUCGCGUGACCUUCGUCGGCUCGGGAGAAUGACUCUGUCCGCGUAAAGAUGUCCCAACGAUGAAAACGUUAGGCCUAAUGGUGUAGGCGUUAGGCCUAACCCCGAAGGUGUUAGGCUUAACGAGAGAAAAACUCGGAGAGUUUAUCGUGGCGCGACGCUGUUUUGAAGUUUGUGGUGGUUGUUGUCUGCUGAGAACGUGUAUACUUAUCCAACCAUUCUUUUCUACCUCAGUGUUUUUCUUCAGUAUCGCUGACUUCCCUGCAAUACUUCUACACCUUCCUUUUUCUCUGCAUUCGAGCGCGCAUUCCAGUCCUUUAAUUUAUUCUAGCGGUGAAAUCAGUUUACACGCGGCUCGCACUGUUGAAGUGACAUUUCUGCGAUUUCGGCACAAGCGAAAUCGGCAUCACAAAAAGCACCACA
Rhipicephalus microplus (southern cattle tick) is the source of this 3420-nucleotide messenger RNA. It is a transcript of the gene Stacl, whose product is annotated as SH3 and cysteine-rich domain-containing protein. Gene Ontology annotation, biological process: positive regulation of protein localization to plasma membrane; positive regulation of voltage-gated calcium channel activity; skeletal muscle contraction. The record is from RefSeq and is a predicted model, not a curated record. NCBI's taxonomy places the organism in Eukaryota, Metazoa, Arthropoda, Arachnida, Ixodida, Ixodidae. Gene Ontology annotation, molecular function: protein binding.